Mangifera indica (mango) is the source of this 790-nucleotide messenger RNA. RefSeq lists its product as uncharacterized. The transcript has a single exon. Lineage: Eukaryota; Viridiplantae; Streptophyta; Magnoliopsida; Sapindales; Anacardiaceae. The record is from RefSeq and is a predicted model, not a curated record. The coding region runs from base 100 to 576 and encodes 158 amino acids.
AGAUCAACUCAUUCGAAACAGACUCAAAUUGAAAACCCACGCUCAAAAAGCAAAGAGAGGAAGAAGAGGAAAAGGUAGAGAAGAGAAGAGACAACCCUAAUGGCGACGAGCAAGAGUUACUAUCCCCGACGCAGUUACCGAUUCCUCCCCAGUGACUCACCUCAUUUAGGGCCGGCAACCGAGUCGUCAUCUUUCGAAUUCGACGAAUCAGACUUUUUCAACAACUCAGACCACUCGUCCGAGUUCCCACGCAAACCCACCGUUUCAAGUUCCCGGGUGAAUAAAAAACCCACCAAGCGUGCCGAUUCUACCGGUGGAACGCCCGCAUCGUUGCCGGUCAAUAUACCUGAUUGGUCGAAGAUAUUGAAGGAUGAGUACAGGGACAAUCGGCGGGCGGAUACAGACGACGGUGACUUGCACGGCGAGGGAAGCGUUAGGGUUCCACCGCACGAGUUUUUGGCGAAGACGAGAAUCGCUUCGUUUUCGGUCCACGAAGGUUUGGGGAGGACUUUGAAAGGAGGCGAUCUAACGAGGGUUCGAAAUGCAAUUUGGGAAAAGACUGGGUUCCAAGAUUGAAAAUUAUUAGACCAACAAAUCGUUGAAAAAGAAAAAAAAAUAACAUUUGAGUGAGGAGUUAUAGAUUUUGAAAUGAUUUAUGACAUAAUUUUUAUUUAGUUUUCAUUUUCCCCAACGGAUCAUUUUUAUGCGUGUAAUUUUCUUCUAACUGGGACAUUGUAUUGUAUCCUAAAUUUUAGAGGGAAUCUAAUUGUUUUAAAAUUGUUACUCAUUA